Molecule: messenger RNA, 3405 nt
Organism: Elephantulus edwardii (Cape elephant shrew)
Lineage: Eukaryota; Metazoa; Chordata; Mammalia; Macroscelidea; Macroscelididae
Gene: SMC5
Product: structural maintenance of chromosomes 5
Exons: 25
Coding region: 1-3333 (1110 amino acids)
Biological process (GO): double-strand break repair via homologous recombination
Cellular component (GO): Smc5-Smc6 complex
Molecular function (GO): ATP hydrolysis activity; ATP binding
Source: RefSeq, a predicted model, not a curated record
AUGGCGACUCCGAGUCGGAAGGCGACGACCCCAGCCUCCCAGGCCCCCAAGAGAGUUCUUCCGAGAGAGACUCCGUCGGAGAUCCCGAGCAAGAGAAAGAGUUCUGGCCCAUCCACGCUGCCGCCGGCGUCCCUGCUGCCGGUACCCCUGCAGUCGUCCGGGCCUUUCGUGGAAGGCUCGAUCGUGCGCAUCGCCAUGGAGAACUUCCUGACGUAUGAUAUCUGUGAAGUAUCUCCUGGACCUCACUUGAAUAUGAUUAUUGGCGCUAAUGGAACAGGGAAGUCCAGCAUUGUAUGUGCAAUUUGCCUUGGAUUGGCAGGCAAACCUGCUUUCAUGGGACGAGCUGAUAAGGUUGGCUUUUUUGUGAAGCGGGGCUGUUCGAAAGGCGUGGUUGAAAUCGAAUUGUUCAAGGCUUCUGGAAAUCUUGUCAUCACCCGGGAAAUUGAUGUGGCAAAAAAUCAGUCGUUUUGGUUUAUCAACAAAAAAGCUACAACCCAGAAAAUAGUAGAAGAGCAGAUUGCAGCCUUAAAUAUUCAAGUGGGCAAUCUUUGCCAGUUUCUACCUCAGGACAAAGUUGGAGAAUUUGCCAAACUCAGCAAAAUUGAGCUCCUUGAAGCUACUGAGAAGUCAAUUGGUCCUCCAGAAAUGCAUAAGUAUCACUGUGAACUCAAAAACUUUAGGGAGAAAGAAAAACAACUAGAGACCUCAUGCAAAGAGAAAACUGACUACCUAGAAAAAAUGAUUCAGAGGAAUGAAAGAUACAAACAAGAUGUGCAGCGAUUCUAUGAACGUAAGCGACAUUUAGAUUUAAUUGAGAUGCUUGAAGCAAAACGACCUUGGGUGGAAUAUGAAAAUGUUCGACAAGAAUAUGAAGAAGUUAAACAAGCUCGUGACCAUGUGAAGGAACAAGUCAGAAAACUUAAAGAAGGUCAGGGUCCCCUAACACUUCGAAUUGAGGAAACAGAUGAACAGCGUCAUGUUUUGGAAGCGCGGAUCAAAGAGAAGGCAGUAGAUAUUAAGGAAGCAUCUCAAAAAUGCAAGCAAAAACAGGAUGCUUUGGAGAGAAAAGAUAAACAUAUUGAGGAACUUCAGCAGGCUUUAAGAGUAAAACAAAAUGAAGAGCAAGACCGGCAGAGGAGAAUAAAUAAUACCCGCAAGAUGAUAGAAGAUUUGCAGAAUGAACUGAAAAACACAGAAAACUCUGAGAAUCUUCAGCCCCAGAUUGAUGCUAUCACAAAUGAUCUGAGACAAGUUCAAGAUGAAAAGGCAUCGUGUGAAGGCGAGAUAAUUGAUAAACGAAGAGAGAGGGAGACUCUAGAGAAGGAGCAAAAGAGCAUACAAGGUCAUAUUAUUCGUUUUGACAAUCUUAUGAAUCUAAAAGAAGAAAAGCUGAGACAGAAACACCGUGACACAUACGAUGCUGUUUUAUGGCUAAGAAAGAACAGAGAUAAAUUUAAGCAAAGAGUCUGUGAACCCAUAAUGCUCACGAUUAAUAUGAAGGAUAAUAGAAAUGCCAAAUAUAUUGAAAAUCAUAUUCCAUCAAAUGAUUUGAGAGCCUUUGUAUUUGAAAGCCAAGAAGACAUGGAAGUUUUCCUCAAAGAGGUUCAUGACAAUAAAAAGUUAAAAGUAAAUGCUGUUAUUGCUCCCAAGAACUCAUAUGCAGACAAAGCACCUUCCAGAUCCCUGAAUGAACUAAAACAAUAUGGAUUUUUCUCUUAUUUGCGAGAGUUAUUUGAUGCUCCCGAUCCUGUGAUGAGUUACCUUUGCUCCCAGUAUCAUAUUCAUGAAGUUCCCGUAGGAACUGAAAGGACUAGAGAACGAAUUGAACGGGUAAUAAAAGAAACUCGGUUAAGACAAAUUUAUACAGCAGAAGAAAAAUACGUGGUGAAAACUUCUUUUUAUUCAAAUAAACUUAUUUCUAGUAACACAUCCUUGAAAGUAGCGCAGUUUCUCACAGUCACUGUGGAUCUGGAGCAACGAAGACACUUAGAAGAACAACUGAAGGAAGUUCAUAGAAAAUUGCAAGCAGUGGACUCAGGUUUGACUGCCUUACGUGAGACAAACAAGCAUCUAGAACUCAAAGAUAAUGAACUUAGACAGAAGAAGAAGGAGCUUCUUGAAAGGAAAACCAAGAAACGACAACUGGAGCAGAAAAUCAGUUCCAAGCUUGGAAGUUUAAAAUUGAUGGAGCAGGAUACUUGCAACCUUGAGGAGGAAGAGCGAAAAGCAAAUGCCAAAAUCAAAGAAAUCAAUAUCCAGAAAGCAAAGCUUGUUACUGAAUUGACAAACCUUGUAAAGGUUUGUGCUGCUUUACACAUGCAAAAAGUGGAUUUAAUUCUCCAAAUUACCACGGUUAUCUCUGAGAAGAACAAAUUAGAAUCUGAUCAUUCAGCUGCCUCUUCACAAAUACGUGUCACAGAGCAACGUUAUGUUGAGUUGGAUGAAAAUAGACAGAGAUUACUGCAGAAAUGCAAGGAACUCAUGAAGAGAGCUAGGCAAGUAUGUAACCUUGGUGCUGAGCAGACUGUUCCACAAGAAUACCAGACACAAGUACCCACCAUUCCAAAUGGACACAGCUCCUCACCCCCCAUGGCUUUCCAAGACCUUCCUAAUACAUUGGAUGAAAUUGAUGCUUUAUUAAUUGAAGAACGAUCGAGAGCAUCUUGCUUCACAGGACUGAAUCCUGCAAUUGUUCAGGAAUACACAAAAAGAGAAGAAGAAAUAGAACAGUUAACUGAGGAACUAAAAAGAAAGAGAGUUGAACUGGAUAAAUAUAGGGAAAACAUUUCACAGGUAAAAGAAAGGUGGCUGAAUCCUUUAAAAGAGCUGGUGGAAAAAAUUAAUGAGAAAUUCAGCAAUUUUUUUAGUUCCAUGCAGUGUGCUGGUGAAGUUGAUCUCCAUGCAGAAAAUGAGGAAGACUAUGAUAAAUACGGAAUUCGAAUUAGAGUCAAAUUCCGCAGUAAUACACAGCUGCAUGAAUUAACUCCUCAUCAUCAGAGUGGUGGUGAAAGAAGUGUUUCUACCAUGUUAUACUUGAUGGCACUUCAGGAGCUUAAUAGAUGUCCGUUCAGAGUAGUUGAUGAAAUCAACCAGGGAAUGGACCCAAUCAAUGAACGGAGAGUAUUUGAAAUGGUUGUAAAUACUGCCUGUAAAGAAAACACAUCUCAGUACUUCUUUAUUACUCCAAAGCUCCUUCAGAAUCUUCCUUAUUCUGAAAAGAUGACUGUGCUGUUUGUCUACAAUGGUCCUCAUAUGCUGGAACCAAACAGAUGGAAUCUAAAGGCUUUCCAGAGGCGGCGGCGGCGUAUUACAUUCACUCAGCCUUCUCAAUAAAAGCAAAGUGGGAGGGGACUUUGGAAUGCUGUUCUUAAGUACAGCUCAGCUGAAUAAAAGCUAGGAUUUUCA